Messenger RNA from Pseudocercospora fijiensis CIRAD86, 3291 nucleotides. Its product is annotated as glycoside hydrolase family 3 protein. Gene Ontology annotation, molecular function: beta-glucosidase activity. Lineage: Eukaryota; Fungi; Ascomycota; Dothideomycetes; Mycosphaerellales; Mycosphaerellaceae. The transcript has 5 exons. Gene Ontology annotation, biological process: glucan catabolic process. The coding region runs from base 647 to 3109 and encodes 820 amino acids. The record is from RefSeq and is a predicted model, not a curated record.
CUAUUUCUUAGUGCACUUGCCACGAGGAAGGCAAGGGCGAGACAACCACGAGCUCUGCUGCGUGAUCUUGACAUCAUGCGACUCUACGGGAACCGACGCCAGCUUCACGGAACUACCAUCUUUUCCGCACCACCGCACCCAACCAUUCGCGGAUGAAGGUCAAAAGAAGGGGAGGUCAGAUAUAUGGCAUCUAGCAGUGGGAAGCCAAUGCCUCUACGCGAAGUGCCUCUGAGAACCACUCGGCCAAUGCUGCCGAAGCGUGCUCACCACUUCUUGGCAUCCAUCGCUUGUUACUGUUUCUCCUCCCGUGGCCCAUCGCCAAGAAGCUAUCUCAGAGCCGCUUGCCUCAUACCGCACCAUCACCGACAGGUACCAUGCAGGUCGGCUUCAUCGUGCCACUGGGCUCCCCGCAGCUCCAAGAAAUUCUUCGAGAAACGUCGCCAAUGUGCCAGGAAAACGCGGCUAUGGAUGGAGUCUCAUCGUUGCAUCGUGCGAUUUGAAGCUGGGUAGCGUUUGCCGACACCAGAGACCAGAGUAAUGACCGACACUGGGCCGCAAAUGCCUACAUAAAACCAGAGCAGUCCUGUCUUCAACCCCGCCGAGUAGUCGUGAGUUUGCUUGUUGGACUUGUUGACAGCAAGCAGUCAUGCGUCGUUCGACAGAGAAGCUGUCUAUUGCAGCAGCAGUCCUCGCUUCCAUCGCAACUGUUCAAGGUCAGACCGACUCCAGCCAACCAGGACCAGCUUGGAACCAUGAAGACUACACUACUAGUCCGCCAGUAUACCCAUCGCCAAACAUCACAGGAGCUGGCGGAUGGGAGGCUGCGUUAGAGAAGGCAAAGGACUGGGUCGCUCAGCUCACCACUGACGAAAAGGCGCUUUUGGUUACAGGAACUGAAGGGCCUUGUGUUGGCAACAUCGCACCCAUUCCUCGCCUGAACUUCACGGGUCUUUGCUUGCAAGAUGGACCCCUGGCCAUCAGACAAGCGACCUAUGCCUCAGUCUUUCCAGCUGGCUUGACUGUUGCCGCUGCAUGGGACAGAUCGCUUACGUAUCUGAGAGGAAGGGCAAUCGCGGAAGAGUACAAAGGCAAAGGCUCGCACGUCAUUCUUGGCCCGGUGUCUGGUCCUUUGGGCAGAAGUGGUUUGGGUGGUCGAAACUGGGAGGGAUUCUCUCCAGACCCGUACCUGACAGGUGUACUCAUGGAGGACACGAUCAAGGGUCACCAAGAUGUUGGUGUCCAGGCCUGUGCCAAGCACUACAUCGGCAACGAACAAGAGAUCCAACGUAACCCAAGCACAAGUGCGAACAAUCAGACCAUCGAGGCCAUUUCCGCGAACAUCGACGACCGAACUCUGCACGAGCUCUACUUGUGGCCUUUCCAAGAUGCCGUCAAGGCCGGCGUUUCGUCGAUCAUGUGCUCGUACAAUCGAAUCAAUGCUUCUUAUGGCUGCCAAAACAGCAAGCUUUUGAACGGCGUGCUCAAGGAUGAGCUUGGGUUCGAGGGAUGGGUCGUUUCUGACUGGAUGGCGACUCAUGCUGGAUACCACGCCGCGGACGCUGGUCUCGACAUGAACAUGCCAGGAGGCCUUUCGUUCGAGCAGUCUGUACCAUCACUUUGGGGUGCCAACCUGACCACUAGCGUCAACAAUGGUAGUCUCGACAUCUCUCGUCUGGACGACAUGGCCCACCGUAUUAUGACUCCAUACUUCUGGCUCGGACAGGACGACUUCCCAGCUGUCGACCCAUCCACCCCUUCGACUCAACGCACAUGGGCGGAGAGCACGUAUCGCUACAACUUCACCUACGGAGAUGAUGUGGUUGAUGUCCGCGAUGACCACGCCAAGCUCAUUCGUGAAAUUGGCUCUGCCGGAACUGUCCUGCUGAAGAACACCAACAACGCACUUCCGUUGAAGAACCCCAAGAACAUUGGCGUGUUCGGUAACGACGCCGGCGAUCUCACCCAGGGCCUCUACUUCGUCAACCUGCUCACCGAGGAAGGAUUUGAGUACGGUGUGCUCCCAGCCGCUGGUGGAUCUGGAACUGGUCGCUUGACCUAUGUCGUUUCGCCGCUCGAGGCUAUCAAGGCCAAGGCUGGACCAGAUGCUCUCGUGCAGUACGUUCUUAACAACACCCAAAUCACCCACGACAAUGGCUUCUCGAUUGUCCUGCCAACUCCACCAGACGUCUGCCUUGUGUUCCUCAAGACUUGGGCUUCGGAAGGUUACGACCGAUCUAGUUUGUUGGUGGACUUCAAUGGCACCGGCGUUGUCGAGACUGUGGCCGCUAACUGCGCCAACACCAUCGUCAUCACCCACUCCGCAGGCCUGAACGUCCUUCCUUUCGCUGACCACCCCAACGUCACUGCCAUCAUCGCAGCUCACCUCAGCGGACAAGAGGUCGGAAACAGCAUCGUCGACAUCCUCUGGGGAGAAGUCAACCCAUCAGGAAAGCUCCCCUACACAAUCGCCGAGAAGGAAGAAGACUACGACUUCGUCCCAAUCGUCAACUCCACCGAGCUCAUCGAAACCGAAGACCCCAACGCAUGGCAAGACGACUUCGUCGAGCGUCUCCUGAUCGACUACCGCCACUUCGACUACUACAACCAAUCCGUGCAAUACGAAUUCGGUUUCGGUCUCUCAUACACAACUUUCAGCAUCGGCGACCUCGAGAUCAGAAAAUCCACCCACGGCGAAAUCUCCGCCCUCCCAUCCGAAGAGAAGAUCGUACCUGGAGGCAACCCAGCGAUCUGGAAGACUCUCUACACCAUUACAGCACCCGUCAAAAACACCGGUUCCGUCGCCGGAGCGACCGUCCCACAGCUCUACCUCUCCCUCCCACAAAUCUCUGACCAAGACGUCAACCCUGUGAAACAACUCCGAGGUUUCGAUAAAGUUUUCCUCGAACCUGGUCAGACGAAGGAAGUUACUUUCCCUCUUACACGACGAGAUCUUUCUUAUUGGGAUAUCAACACACAGCAAUGGACGAUUGCCCCAGGAUCGAUCGGUGUUCAAGUUGGUCUUAGUUCGCGUGAUAUCCAUGUUGAAGAUUCUUUCACGCCUGUUGCGGCUGCGGCUGGUAGUUAUAGGCCACGAGGUGCUAGGGCAUAGAAAGGGCUUUGGAUUGGGCGAUUGGCUGACUGGGUGAUGAUGAUGACUUCAGUUCAGUCGGAGGAGGCAUCGAUCUUCAUUAUUAGGUCGUUGGGCUCACGAUCCAAAACUAUGAUUUAUGAUUAGGCAGAUACCUGUUAAACAAACAUUCGAUCGAUCGACUCGAUUCGAUACUGCUGACU